UCAUGUUUCCUCAAGUAUUUCUCAUGGAAUCUGUUUCUUGCAAAUCGCUUUUACUUUCAUUUCUUUUCAUCUCUUGGGCACACUCUGCUUUGUGUGCCGUGGAUGGACUGAAAGGUGGGAAAGUAAGAGGUGUGAACUUAGGUAAUUGGUUAGUUGUUGAAGGAUGGAUGAAACCUUCACUAUUUAAGGACAUUCCCAACGGGGAUAUGCUUGACGGAGCAAAGGUUCAGUUUCAAUCUCUGAGCUCAAAUAAGUACGUAAGUACACAGGAUGGAGGAGGUUCUAGUGUCUUUUUAGACCAAGACACUGACGAUACUUGGGAAACCUUCAGAUUAUGGAGGGUAUCUCAAUCGGAAUAUCAGUUUCGUGCUCCAAAAGGACAGUUUCUAACUGUCACACUUGCUUCUUUUCUAUCUUGUACUGGAAAAGGGGCCUCUGUCAUGGCAACAUCAAAAUUACCGUCUUUGAAUGAAACAUUUACUAUUGAAAGAUCUAGCUUUGGCCGAGUUCGCAUUAAGCAUUCUAGCGGUACAUAUCUGCAGGCUUCUUCUGAAGAUGAGCUCAAGGCAGACUAUGUUGGGACCCCAGGAUUUAAUGAUGGUAGCGCAGCUAUAUUUAAUAUGACUUUUGUUGGUGAGAAUUUGCAAGGAGAGUACCAGCUCUCCAAUGGGUAUGGACUAAAGAAUGCAACAAAAGUGCUUACUGAUCAUAGGAACAGUUACAUUACACGAGAAGAUUUCGCGUUUCUUAGCCAACAUGGUAUAAACACCGUGAGGAUUCCUGUUGGAUGGUGGAUUACCAAAGAUCCCAAUCCACCAGAUCCUUAUGUUGGGGGAAGUUUGGCAGCUCUAGAUAAUGCAUUCAAAUGGGCACAGGAGUUUCGCAUAAAAUGCAUAGUCAGCCUCUACGCAGCUCCGGGUUCCCAGAAUGGAGGGGAUCACAGUUCUAGUCGAGAUGGUUCUAUUGACUGGACGAAAUCAGAUAAUAUCCAGCAAAGCCUUGAUGCUAUAGAAUUCUUAGCCUCCAAGUAUGGAAGCGAUCCAGCUCUAUUGGGGAUUGACCUUUUGAGUGAACCACAUUCUCCUGAAGUUCCUUUCGACACCUUACAGAAGUACUACAAUGACGGAUAUGACAUUGUGAGGAAACAUUCAGCCACAACUUAUGUAAUAAUGUGUCAGUUGACUGGCAACAAUGGUGCAAACCCAGACCCGGCAGUACUUUAUCAUGCCAACACUGGUAAUGGGAAAUCAAACGUUGUGGUGGACUUGCACUACGACAAUCUCUACAAUUCUUUAUUUUUCCAAAAUAUGAGCCCACAGGAGAAUAUCAAUUACUUAUAUAAUCCCAGGAAAACUCAAAUAAAUUCCCUAAACGCUGCUGACGGACCAUUGGUUUUUAUUGGGGAAUGGGUGAACGAAUUUGGCAGAGGCAAGUGGUCUCGGAAGGAAUUUCAAAAGUAUGGUAGUGCACAGUUAGAUGUGUAUGGUUCAGCUUCCUUUGGAUGGGCAUAUUGGUCACUCAAGAAUGAUGCUGUUAAUUUUCGGGAUCUCAAAUGGAAUAUCAACAACAAUUACCUCCAGUUAACUGCAGUCAGGAAGGCGAUAGUUUGGAAGAUCCUUCUACCCGUUUCCUCUUUGGUGGCAAUUAUCAUUUGCAUCUUAGUCUACAUUUAUCUGCUCAAGAGAAAUAAGGCUUAUAAAAGAGAAAGAUUGAAAGGACUCCAAGGGGUGUUGGCAGAUUUGCUGAAAUCCAAGGCUACCUACAAUGACACUCCAAAUAACUCGUUAGAUGAUGGUAAAACAGAAGGAGAAACACAAGAUUUGCAAGUAUUUAACUAUGCUUAUUUAUCCAAUGCUACAAACAACUUUUGUUUGAAAAAUAAGUUGGGAGAAGGAGGUUUUGGGCCAGUUUAUAAGGGUAAAUUGCAAAACGAGCAGGAAAUAGCAGUAAAACGACUGUCUAAAAACUCUGGACAGGGUAUUGAAGAGUUCAAGAACGAGGUUGUAUUGAUCUCCAAACUUCAACACCGUAACCUUGUGAGACUGUUGGGUUGCUGCAUUCAAGGAGAAGAAUAUAUGUUAAUUUAUGAAUACAUGUCCAAGGGUAGCCUGGAUGCGUUUCUAUUCGAUCCAAAUAAGAAAGCACAACUUAAUUGGGAUAAGCGCUUCAAUAUUAUUGGAGGGAUUGCUCGAGGCCUUCUAUACCUUCACCGUGAUUCUCGUUUAAGAGUUAUUCACAGAGAUCUUAAAGUCAGUAACAUUUUAUUGGAUGAAAACAUGACUCCGAAAAUUUCAGACUUUGGAAUGGCACGAAUAUUUGGUGGUGACCAAAUUAUUGCUCAAACUAACCGGGUUGUUGGUACAUUUGGCUACAUGUCUCCAGAAUAUAUAAUGGGAGGUACAUUUUCAGAGAAAUCAGAUGUUUUUAGUUUCGGGGUGUUGAUACUAGAAAUUAUAAGCGGUAAAAAAAAUAACAGCUUUUACAAUCUUGAAGAACCUAUAAACCUCUUACUUCAUACUUGGAAACUUUGGAAUGAAGGGAAAUGGUCAGAGGUUGUUGAUGAGGACUUGGGUGAUUUGUAUUCUCCAUUAGAAAUGAUGAAAUGUGUACAUAUUGGUUUGUUAUGUGUUCAGAAUAUAGCAAUAGAUAGGCCAACAAUGACUGAAGUGGAUCUCAUGUUAAUCAGUGAAACUGAUCGUCCAUCUCCGAAAGAACCUCCGUAUACUUUCCUAACAUCAUCAGAUAAGCCAGAUUCGGGGCCAACUCGCUCCUCAAGUAAUUUAAUCACUAUCACCACGGUUGAAGGUCGAUGAGGCAUCAUAUUUUUUUCAAUCAUUGGAAAUUCGGCACAUACAUGUUAUCACUAGGUAACUUACAACGUUAGAAUUGCUGCUUAAGAAUUACAUAUUGAAUGUGUAAUUACAUGAAAAUUGUGUUCGGAAAACCAAAUAAAAUUACAAAAGGUUAUUGUUUGUGGGUGAAAA
Messenger RNA from Papaver somniferum (opium poppy), 2984 nucleotides. RefSeq lists its product as uncharacterized. Gene Ontology annotation, biological process: cell migration; actin filament bundle assembly; establishment or maintenance of cell polarity. NCBI's taxonomy places the organism in Eukaryota, Viridiplantae, Streptophyta, Magnoliopsida, Ranunculales, Papaveraceae. Gene Ontology annotation, molecular function: ATP binding; protein kinase activity; actin filament binding. Bases 3 to 2813 code for a protein of 936 amino acids. The transcript is spliced from 17 exons. The record is from RefSeq and is a predicted model, not a curated record. Gene Ontology annotation, cellular component: cytoplasm; actin cytoskeleton.